AUGGAGUUGAAUAAUUUUGGAUUCUUGGAGGUGUUAAACCUUUCUCAUAAUUAUCUGGUGGGACCUAUUCCUCAAGGCAAACAAUUUGAUACUUUCACCAGUGAUUCCUACAUAGGAAACUUGGGCUUAUGGGGGUUGCCAUUAUCAAAAAGUCGUGAUAUUGAUCACGAAACUCCAGCAAAAUUUUAUAGAGAUGAUGAUGAUGAUGGAUUGAAUUGGAAAUUUUCUAUACUGAUGGGGUAUGGAUGUGGGUUGGUGCUGGGACUGAGCAUGGGAUACGUUGUAUUCACCACAGGAAAACCAUGGUGGUUCAUUCGGAGCUACUUGAAAGUUCAACAAAGAUUUGCAAAAUGGCCGAAGCAGCUAAAAGAGCGACAAUCAACAAUGUCAUCAAGGUCAGUGUCAUACGCAGGCGGUGAUAUCAAGAAAUCCGGUGAGUUGGAGAAAAUGUUUGAUAUCCCAGUGCUUGAUCGUUCCUCGUCCAGUGUUCCGCCUUUGAAACCCAACUCCAACCCCAACUCAAAGCAACAAUAG
Hibiscus syriacus is the source of this 534-nucleotide messenger RNA. RefSeq names its product receptor-like protein 9DC3. The record is from RefSeq and is a predicted model, not a curated record. Bases 1 to 534 code for a protein of 177 amino acids. The transcript is spliced from 2 exons. NCBI's taxonomy places the organism in Eukaryota, Viridiplantae, Streptophyta, Magnoliopsida, Malvales, Malvaceae.